Messenger RNA from Closterium sp. Naga37s-1, 4026 nucleotides. Lineage: Eukaryota; Viridiplantae; Streptophyta; Zygnematophyceae; Desmidiales; Closteriaceae. The record is from the annotation of a GenBank genome assembly.
AUGGUAGCGGGAGGCACGGCCUUCGUCUCUCUUUCCGCUCCCUUUUCCGCAAAUCCUUCCGCGUGGGAGCAGCACAGCCAGGCGCAGCUUCCCCCGUUCUCCGCCACUCCUUCCGCCAUUCCUUCCGCGGACCCCUCCUCAUCUGCUUCCGCCAAACCUAGCGCAUCCGCGGACAUGAAUCUCCGCCCAGCCGCGCCAAUGCCCUCAUCAAGCGAGGGCAGCGGCGCAGUUCGCGCCAAUUGUUCCGCUUCCUCCGAGUUCGAUCGUUGCGCGGACGCGGAGAGCGCACGCGGGGGGGGUUUAUACCGCGGAGACACGCGCGAAGCAUGCGGCGGAGCGUGCGGCGCAGUAAGCGGCGAAGCAGAAAGCCGUUCAGCAGCGGACGCUGGCGACGCGCAGCUGAUAUUUUAUGUGGGGUUGGCGCACCGGGGGGUUGUGCUGGCGGAUUACGGCAAGCAGAGGAAGCUUCUGCGUAGCCUCGUUGCGUCAGCGCUCCUCGAGAUUCCGCGCCACGUCAGCAGAUUCUCCAUGGGUUACGGUCGCACCAACGUCCUGUUCGCCGUCGACCAAUCAGGGCUCGCCACGUUUGCAGUCGCUGACGGGGCGCUGGACCGUACGCGCGCCUACUCCAUCCUGGACAGCAUCCGAUGUGCUUAUAUCGAGCUCUGUUCGCUCUCCGUUUCUCGCUCCCCCUCCUCCCCCUCCCGCUCCUCCUCCUCCCCGCGCGCCACUCUCCGCUCCGCCUCUCCGCCUCCCGCCUCCGCCUCUGCCUCCGCGAUUCCCCCUUCCGCGCGCCGCGCCUUCUCCCCAAUCUCCGCGCGUCCUCCCCCUUCCCCCCCGCUCCCCGCGUCGCCUCCCCCGGACACCCCUCCGCGGCCCGCCACCGCGGAUCCCGCGUCGCUCCGCGCUUUCGCCAGGCGAUUGGCCGGCGGCGUGGGCCACGUCAGCAGCUCGAGCCGUGUCAGCAGCGGCGCGUGCCACGUCAGCGGCAGCGGGCACAGCCACAGGCUGAGUCAUAGCAGUCGUGGGGGCAGCGGGCGCAGGGAAACGCAGGGCGGAGGGAGGGAGAGUACCGUCGAUGCUAGCAGUGGGGGCAGUGGCGGUAGUGGUGGUAGUUGCAGCAGCGGUAGCAGUGACGCUUGCAAUAGCAACGGGACGAGUCGCGAAAUGGGAGAUCCAGGGACCAUGAACGGAAAUCACGGAGACGGGACGACUGGAAAUUCGUUACUGCUGCUACAGAAGCAGAGCAGCGAAGGAGGAUCCGCUCACUAUAACGGGGAUGCAUCCGCUCCCUCUAACGCGGAUAAAUCCGCCCCUACCGUUAACGGGCGCGGCGGCGCGCCUGUCUUCCUGCGCUCGCGAUCCGCGCGCCACGCGCACGUGAUUGUACACGAGGCGCUCGAGCCGCGCCUGGAGGUGAUUGUGUGGAGCGUUCGCGGGAGAUUAAAGCCCAAGGAGCGGCUCGAGUGCUACCCGGACGCGCCUCGGGCGUAUCUGGUUAGUCUCAGCCACGGGGACGGACCAGGACGGGGGGGGAUCGUGGAUUUAGGGGGCAGCAGAGGGGGAGGGGAAAGAACCGGUGCUGGUGAUAACGGUGGGGGUGCGGGAGGAGUGGGGGGAAUUGGAGGACGGGGGGGGAUGGGGGGAGCGGGGGGGCGGAGGAUGAGCGCGCGGGAGAGUCUUCUGAGUGAGCUGUCAGACGCGCUGAGGGGCGUGGAGGACGGGGAGAUAGGCGAGACGCGGGUGGUAUCGCCGGGCAUGGAUGUGUGGGAUGAUGACGACUCAUCGUACGGUGAUCUGCUCCUUGGUGCUUCUGGCCGCAUCUACUCUGCUGUUGGGUUUGGGGAGAUGGGGAGAAGAGGGGGUGCAGGGGCAGGGGCAGGGGCAGGGGCAGGGGCAGGGGGAGGGGGAGGGGGAGGGGCAGGCGCAGGCGAGUUGGGAGUAGGGUUGGGCGAUAUGAGGGUGUCGCGGCCGUUCCCUACGCCGUGCGCUCUCGCUGCGACUCUCCCUGCCAGUGCCACGUGUCCCGCUCCCCCGCUCCCCAGGAGCAGACUGCACGCAAGUCAGGGGGGCGCUGUGAGCAGCGAUACUGGUGAUGCUGAUGGUGCUGCUGGUGCUGGUGAUCCUCCCCUUGCCCCUCCGUCCGCCACCGCCUCUCCUUCCCCUUCCCCUUCCCCUUCCCCCUCCCCUUCCCCCUCCCCCUCCCCUUCCCCUUCCCCCGGCGCCCUGCCUCCCCACUCCUCUUUCCCCCGGAUACCAAACCCCCGCCUCGCCUCCCCUCUCGCACCUGGUCUCUCCUUCCCCAACCCCUCUGCUCCCCCUCCGGUCCCUACAAAUGCUGUCCCUUCCUCUCCUCCCCUUCCUACUGCCUCCAUCCCUCUGCCUCAUGCUAACACACCCGCUCCUACUGCUGCUCCUCCCACCCCUGCCGUACUCCCGCCACUUCAUCCCUCCGCCGCCCCCCCUGUUCGCCGCCCGGCUGCGGCAUCCGACUACGAAUCGUGGGUGACGGAGAGCGGAUCUUGGGCGGCGGCAAGUGGGGAGUGCCGCCCGGGUGGAGAUAGUGUGGGUAUGGUUGCAGCUGCUGCUGGUGGAAUGGCACUGGCAGCAGGGCGGGCAGGGGUGGCAGGAGGGGCAGCGGCAGCAAGGGAGUGUGCAGCAAGCGGAGCAGCAGCAAUAUCAUAUGCACCCGCCUCACAGCAAGCACUAUCUCAUAUGGGCUUGCAAGGGUAUUACCAGGGGGGGGCAUCUCAAUUUCAGCCCUCUUAUAUUGGCCCGCAAGGGUCCUACCAGGAAGGGGCGUGUCAAUCUCAGCCGUCAUAUAUUGGCCCUCAGGGGUCUUACCAGGAAGGCACGUCUCAACUUCAGCCGUCAUAUAUUGGCCCUCAGGGGUACUAUGAGGAUGAUGGGGAGGAGGACGAGUAUGGGGCACCCAUUGACACGUACGGUAACCGGGUAACCGGGAAUCCAGCCCCGCUGCUCCCUCUCUCUGCUCCGGUUUACUCGCCCUAUCCGCCGUCUCUCUCCACAGCCGCACAGUACAGUAACACUGCUUUUAACGGACCUGUCUACAGUGAUGCUGGCUACAGUAACGCUGGUUACAGUGACGGGGGGUUUAGCGGGCAGAAGGGUGACAGGGGUGGUGAGGGGAAGGAGGGUAAGGGAAAGGAGGGCGAGGAGGGGAAAGAGGGCCGAUUAAAGGCCAAGAACAUGCAUGUGAGGCAUUUUUCCAUGGACGGGCAAGGGGGGACAGAUGCUUCAGACUCUGCUCCUGCUGCUGGGAGGGCCAUUGAAUGCAUGGCUGCCGCUGGGUCGACUGGUGCUGAUGGUGGCAUCCGGGGUGAAGGGGACGAUGCUAACGCUGCCGCUGCCGCCGCCGCUUCUGCUGGUGGUGGUGGUGGUUUUGGUGGUGCUGGUGAUGGUGCUGCUGCUGCUGCUGGUGGUGAUGGUACCCGUGGUGGUGCUCUUGCUGGUGCUGGUGGCUCUGCUUCAGUGGGGAGUGCUGCCAGUGCCUGUAGUGGGGGGGUGCUGCCGGGGGGGGAGCGAGACCGGGAGGGCGGAAAGCGGUGGUUGCUGGGAGGUGGAGGAGGGAAGGGUUUGUGGAAGGGUGAGGAGGAGGAGGAGGAGGAGGAGGAGGAGGAGGAGGAGGAGGAGGAGGAGGAGGAGGAGGAGGAGGAGGAGGAGGAGGAGGAGGAGGAGGAGGAGGAGGAGGAGGAGGAGGAGGAGGAGGAGGAGGAGGAGGAGGAGGAGGAUGGAGGGAGGGAGGGAGGGAGGGAGGGAGGGAGGGAGGGAGGGGGGGGAGGGAGGGAGGGGGGGAAGGGAGGGAGGGGAGGGAGGGAGGGAGGGAGGGAGGGAGGGAGGGAGGGAGGGACGAAGGGAGGGAGGGGCGACUACGGACCUCACCAGAGCGUGCCUUGGAGGGAGAAGACCAGGGGGCUGUUGAGGCCUGCCUCCUCGCUUGCCCCUCCUGUGCACUGCUGUGAGCGCCAGAGCGACGGAGAAAACUACAAGGAAAAGGAGGAGUAA